Messenger RNA from Cryphonectria parasitica EP155, 348 nucleotides. RefSeq lists its product as uncharacterized. The record is from RefSeq and is a predicted model, not a curated record. Lineage: Eukaryota; Fungi; Ascomycota; Sordariomycetes; Diaporthales; Cryphonectriaceae. The coding region runs from base 1 to 348 and encodes 115 amino acids. The transcript has 4 exons.
AUGUCUUCAGAGAUCGCCGGUGCUACCGUUUUCAGUAUGGGGCGCGAGACUCGCUCGAUAGUUGUACACGACGCAUUGCUUCACCAGGAACUACAUACAUCUCAUCCUGAGAAUCGGUUCCAAGAAGGCAGAGAGCUGAGCAGGAUUACUCCUAUGCAAAGGACUAUUGUUCUAGAUAAGAAGCGCAUAUCGCGACCAAGCUGCGCCUACAGCGUUUUUGCAGUUAUAAUACAAGUCUACUGCAACUUAUGCCGUGUAUACCAGGCUUUCGAGGAUUUCAUGAUCUUCGCCGCACUUUUGGGCGGAAUUAUGGUCCGAUUUGAGGUGGACUACGCGUUAGAAGCAUAA